ACCCUGGGACCCGCCGGCCCGCCACCGCACGCCCUCCACUGCGCCUCCUCCCCGCCGGGGAUGCCCGGCCUGCUGCUCGUCUCCUUGGCCAGCUGCCUGCUGGCCAUAAAUCAGGCCAGCCUCAUCAGCCGCUGUGACUUGGCCAAGGUGCUGCAUGAGGAGGACUUGGAUGGGUUUGAGGGCUACUCCCUGAAUGACUGGCUGUGCCUGGCUUUCUUGGAAAGUGCCUUCAACAUAACAAAGGUAGAUGAAAAUACCGAUGGCAGCUUUGACUACGGCAUCUUCCAGAUCAACAGCCACUACUGGUGCAACGAUUACCAGAGUCACACGGAAAACAUUUGCCACGUGGACUGUCAAGAACUGCUGAGCCCCAACCUUCUCCCAAUCAUCAACUGUGCAAAAAAGAUUGUGUCCGGAGCAGGGGGCAUGAAGAACUGGGUAAAAUGGAGGCUGCACUGUGCGGGCCGGCCACUCUCCUACUGGAUGACAGGAUGCCACCUGGGAUGAGGCAGGGGACAGGCCUGUGGUGGAGUCACUCCAG
Camelus dromedarius (Arabian camel) is the source of this 541-nucleotide messenger RNA. Its product is annotated as lysozyme-like protein 6. The transcript is spliced from 4 exons. Gene Ontology annotation, biological process: fusion of sperm to egg plasma membrane involved in single fertilization. Gene Ontology annotation, molecular function: lysozyme activity. The record is from RefSeq and is a predicted model, not a curated record. The coding region runs from base 61 to 507 and encodes 148 amino acids. Gene Ontology annotation, cellular component: sperm flagellum; acrosomal vesicle. Lineage: Eukaryota; Metazoa; Chordata; Mammalia; Artiodactyla; Camelidae.